This is a messenger RNA of Salvia hispanica, 1216 nucleotides long. Its product is annotated as polygalacturonase inhibitor-like. NCBI's taxonomy places the organism in Eukaryota, Viridiplantae, Streptophyta, Magnoliopsida, Lamiales, Lamiaceae. The record is from RefSeq and is a predicted model, not a curated record. Gene Ontology annotation, molecular function: protein binding.
UCCUCAUCAAUAAAUCCAUUAAAAUCAAGUUCCUAUUCGACCACAAACUCAUACAUACAUUAAACCAAACCAUGUGCCUUCUCAUUGAUACUUACAUUACAACUUUGUAGAUAAUGAAUUGAGAGAAAAAAAAGAAGAAGCAAGCAUCAUGAGGAGCCUCUCUCUCCUCCUCAUCCUCUCUCUCAUAGCCAUCCUAUCCCAACCCACAUUCUCCAAAUCAGUUCGAUGCCACCCUCAAGACAAGAAAGUCCUCCUCAAAAUCAAACAACACUUCAACAACUCAUAUGACUUCUCCUCGUGGAACCCCGACACCGACUGCUGCACUUGGUACAUAGUCAAGUGCGACCGCCUCACAAACCGCAUCACCAGAUUCAAUCUCAUCACCGCGGACGACGUCGCAGGGCCCAUCCCGGAUGCCAUUGGCGACCUCCCCCACCUCACAUCCCUAACCUUCCACAAACUCCCAAACCUCAUCGGCUCGAUCCCACCCGCCAUCACGAAGCUAACCAACCUCCAAAGCCUCACCAUCACCUGGACCAACGUCUCCGGCCCCAUCCCGCCCUUCCUCAGCCAGCUCAAGAACCUCACCGGCCUCUACCUAUCCUUCAACAACCUCACUGGCUCAAUCCCUCCCUCCCUGGCCCAGCUCAGGCUCCUGACGGGCCUGAGCCUGGACAGGAACAGGCUCACUGGGAGCAUCCCAGAAGCGUUGGGGGAUAUCCCAGCGAGCCUGAUGUACAUUGACCUGUCGCACAACCAGCUCUCGGGGAGCAUCCCCAAGGGCUGGGGCAAGUUCAACUUCACGACACUUCAGCUGGAGCGGAACAGGCUCGAAGGGGACGCUUCGGGCCUGUUCGGGAAGAGUAAGAGCAUUGAGAAUGCUGACCUGUCGAGGAAUAUGUUUGCGUUUGACCUGACUAAAGUGGAGAUUCCGUACCAGUUGAGGUACUUGGACAUGAACCAUAAUAAGAUAUUCGGAUCGUUGCCGGCGGGGCUCGAGCCGCUGACGUUUGUGAAUGUUAGCUACAACCGGCUGUGCGGCCGGAUUCCGACCGGCGGGGUAUUUCAGGAAAUGGAUUAUUUGUCGUUUUUUCACAAUAAGUGUUUGUGUGGGCCACCCUUGCCCGACUGCAAAUGAGAGUAGUAAUUUUGUACACUCCAUUUUCUCUCUAUGGAAUCUUGAAUAAAAUUUUAUUCCAAAUGUUUUACUUUUACA